Molecule: messenger RNA, 1506 nt
Organism: Prunus armeniaca (apricot)
Lineage: Eukaryota; Viridiplantae; Streptophyta; Magnoliopsida; Rosales; Rosaceae
Source: the annotation of a GenBank genome assembly
AUGAAUUCUAGCCGCUCGAUAUCCGCCGGCACUUGGCUGGUGAGGAAGCUUUGUACGGCGGUUGAGGCUGCGACGGAGUCGGCGCGGAGUCAGCCUGGAAAUCCCACUAGGCUGUACCGGAGGCUAUCGGCUUUGGGAGCCACCGGAGGCAGCGUGGCAAAGACGUUAAAUCAGUACAUUAUGGAGGGAAAAAUGUUGAAGAAGUACGAGCUCGAGAGGUGUAUCAAGGAGCUCCGCAAGUACCGCAAGUUCCAGCAUGCCUUAGAGAUAAUGGAAUGGAUGGAGUUUAGGAAAAUGAAUUACUCGAAAGCUGACUUUGCCAUACGUUUGGAUCUUACGUCCAAAGUGAAAGGGAUAGAGGCAGCUGAGGAUUACUUCAGCGGCCUAUCGCCGUCUUUAAAGGAUCGAUUUACUUAUGGAGCCCUUUUGAACUGUUAUUGCAAGGAACUGAUGGAGGAAAAGGCAUUGGCUCUUUAUGAGACGAUGGAUGAGUUGGAGUUCGCUUCCUCUUCUUUGGUAUUUAACAAUCUCAUGUCUAUGCAUAUGAGAAAGCAGCAACCAGAGAAAGUGGCUCCUUUAGUGCAAGAAAUGAAGCAGAGGAACAUCCCUCUGGACACAUUUACGUAUAACAUCUGGAUGCAGAGCUUUGCGUCUUUAAACGAUUUUGAAGGAGUAGAAAGAGUCCUGGACGAGAUGCAAAAACAAGAUGGAAACCAAUGCAGUUGGUCAACAUAUAGUAACCUGGCUGCGAUUUAUGUAAAGGCUAAGAUUUUUGACAAGGCUGAGCUAGCCCUUAAAAAGUCGGAGGAAAUGAUGAAACCCCUGAAGCAGCGCAAUACAUACCAUUUCUUGAUUAGCCUCUAUGCCUGCACUUCUAAUCUAGGUGAGGUCAAAAGGGUAUGGGAAUCCCUCAAGAAAGCUUUCCCAGCAACCAACAAUAUGAGCUAUCUUAUCAUGCUUCAGGCCCUCUGUAAGCUAAACGAUAUUGAGGGCUUGAAAGAAUGUUUUGAGGAAUGGGAGUGCAAAUGCUCCAGUUAUGAUAUGCGACUGGCAAAUACUGCUAUACGUGGUUACCUCAGUCAGGACAUGUAUGAAGAAGCUGCAUUGGUCUUUGCAGAUGCCUGUAAGAGGACUAAAGGGCCUUUCUUUAAGGCUCGGGAAAUGUUCAUGCUUUACUUCUUGAAGAACUGUCAGGUGGAUUUGGCUGUUAGCUAUUUGGGAGCGGCUGUUUCAGAAACCGUGGAUGAGGAAUGGCAUCCAUCCCCAGAUACCACAAGUGCAUUUUUUAAGUAUUUUGAAGAAGAGAAAGAUGUUGAAAGUGCUGAGAACUUUUGCAAGAUUCUGAAGCGUCUAAAUUGCCUCUGUUCCAAUGAGUAUUAUUUGUUGCUUAAGACUUACAUAGCUGCUGGAAAAUUGGAUCCUGAGAUGCGUCAAAGAUUGAAGGAAGAAGAUAUUGAAAUAAGCCCCGAGCUUGAGAGUUUGCUUGAAAGGGUUUCCCCUGAGUAG